Molecule: messenger RNA, 433 nt
Organism: Camelina sativa (false flax)
Lineage: Eukaryota; Viridiplantae; Streptophyta; Magnoliopsida; Brassicales; Brassicaceae
Source: RefSeq, a predicted model, not a curated record
AUCUAUAAGAAAAACACAAUGGCUUCUAACACAAGUUUACUCUUCGUCACCGUCACUCUUCUCCUCAUCCUCAACGUCUCCUGCAGCAGGACACUCCCAGCAGCGUUGGCAGGCUCCACCAGCAUUGCGGCGAGGCUUACCGGAGGAGGACUGAUGCAGUGUUGGGAUGCACUCUACGAGCUGAAAUCUUGCACUAACGAGAUCGUUCUCUUCUUCCUCAACGGGGAGACCAAACUUGGCACCGGUUGCUGUAACGCCGUUGACGUCAUUACCAACGAUUGCUGGCCGGCGAUGCUUACUUCUCUUGGCUUUACAUCUGAGGAAACCAAUGUCCUCCGUGGUUUCUGUCAAUCUCCGACUUCCGGCGGUUCUUCUCCGGCUCCUUCCCCUGUCAACGUUUGAUACAUUUUCCUCCCUGGUGUAUGCGGACAUU